Messenger RNA from Klebsormidium nitens, 2096 nucleotides. NCBI's taxonomy places the organism in Eukaryota, Viridiplantae, Streptophyta, Klebsormidiophyceae, Klebsormidiales, Klebsormidiaceae. The record is from the annotation of a GenBank genome assembly.
UUGGCUUGCAAGAGAGGAGACGGCCCGGAGUCCGGACUCUAGUCCUAGACACACUGACAGCUAGGACUCGUCGGAGGACAGGACAUUGGCAGGAGAUACUGUGUUUCUCCGCAAGCUGCUAGUGCUGGGUCCCCUCGCUGCACAAGGACUCCACAAUGGCCUUGACAGCUUGCUGCCGUGUGGGAAGCAUUUUCAAGCUGCCACUGGAUAUUGCCGCCAAGCAGUCGUGUUCGCAAAGACACUUCAAGACUUGCUCCGGUCCUAUAAGCAGCCUAAGAUUAGGCAGCAUUGCAUACCACCAAGGCCCCGCGGCACAGUUCUUGCUGAGGCAAGUGCAGACUCCCGCGCACCAUGUUGGUCACCAUAAUGUAGACAGUACUGGGCACACGACAAGAGCGGCAGAGCCCGCAGUCGCGAAUGGAAAGCCAGCUCACACAAAGUCCUUUCAAAAUGUCAAAACGGAAGAAGAGUUGUUGGCUGGCAUCCAAGCCGAGAUUGCUGCCAAGCGGUUGCCCUCGCGGGCGGGCCCAGGAAUGCAGCUGUUCUACAACAAUUACAAGAAAGCGAUGCUUAGCAGCGGGCGGCCGGAUGCAGAAGAGACUGCAGUGCGUGUUAUGUCUAUGGUGUUUGACCGGAUCAUGGUCCAGUUCGAGGACCCAUUCACAUUCAAUUCGCACCACCUUGCCAUCAGAGAACCGUACGAUUACUACCGCUUUGGCCAGGAGUAUGUGGGGCCUCUCCUCAACUUCAGUGAGUCGUACUUGGGCAACCUGCACCUGUUUGAUGCGAUGGAGGAACAGCUACGAGCGGGCCACAACGUGGUGCUGCUGUCCAACCACCAGACGGAGGCAGACCCCGCCGUCAUCGCACUGCUGCUGGAGCACUCCCACCCCUUCCUGGCUGAGAACCUGACGUACGUUGCUGGUGACCGCGUGGUACACGACCCUUUCGCCAAGCCCUUCAGCAUGGGCAGGAACCUGCUGUGCGUGUACUCCAAGAAGCACAUCAACGACGUCCCCGAGCUGGCCGCCGAGAAGACCAAGGCCAACCGGCGCACCCUCGUUGAGAUGGCCCGCCUCUUCAAGGCGGGGGGACAAUUCAUUUGGAUCGCUCCCAGUGGGGGCCGGGAUCGACCAGACCCCGCCACAGGACAGUGGGUGCCGGCCGCGUUUGACGACUCUUCGGUAGAGUUGAUGCGGCGAUUGUCCGACGACAGCCCCGUGCCCGGGCACCUGUACCCGCUCGCCGUCCUGUGCCACGACAUCAUGCCGCCACCGCCCACGCUGGACAAGGCGCUGGGCGAGCAGCGGAUCACCAACUACCAUGGGGUGGGCAUGUCCGUGGGGCCGCAACUGCAUUUCGAGGAGGUCUGUCAAGGGAUCGAGGAUAGAAAACAGGCCCGUGCCGUCUACUCUGCCGCAGCGUUUGCCGCAGUGGAGGAGCAGUACAAGGUCCUCGAGGCGGCCGUGCACGGCAGCAAGGGCACCGCCUCGUCCACCGCGGCAGUGCGGCUGGAGCAACCCUGGAAAGUGGAAAAGGACGCGGCCCUGGUCUCAUGACGAUUUCGGGCCACAUGUAGGCGCAGGUGGCAGGCUGACGUAGUGACGCGCGCACAACCAGGUUUCACGUAGCAUCAGGGUCAAGCGCUUGGCCACGGUACGAAAGCACAGACUGACGACACGUCACCCCUGCAAUCUUGCAAGAAGCUUCGGAACUCUGGUCGAAGCUGCUUGAGGCUGAUGCCUCAAGACAAUCCUUUGGUUACCUUCGGAAAGCAGUCGGGCUGGGCUGGGUCGGGGCCGCCCUUGCCUGGCACGUUAUAUGCACUAUUGAGAUAUGCACAAUUCGUGACGCAUCACUGAUAGGUCGAAACGAUCGAGGAUCAGAUCUGGACAAUCCGCUUGUUAAUGCGCAGGUGGUAAGCCUGAAGUGAGUCUAAUCAACCAAAAGUGAUCAUUGAAUUUUGAGAGUUGCCAGUCAUUCAGAUCUGGUUUGAAACCAUUCUUUGGUACUGUGGGUCAGUGCAAGGUGAGCUAGCUAAAGACUUCCGCUAAAAUGCCAUCACGUGAGUCAGUGCAUGGCAAAAAAGUUCCCCC